Molecule: messenger RNA, 567 nt
Organism: Sinocyclocheilus anshuiensis
Lineage: Eukaryota; Metazoa; Chordata; Actinopteri; Cypriniformes; Cyprinidae
Gene: cldn28
Product: claudin 28
Exons: 1
Coding region: 1-567 (188 amino acids)
Cellular component (GO): membrane; bicellular tight junction
Molecular function (GO): structural molecule activity
Source: RefSeq, a predicted model, not a curated record
AUGAGGAGACGACAAAUCUUGGCUGUAUGUCUGGCUGUGUUGGGCCUAUGCGGUACUAUCCUGGUGUGCGUAUUGCCUAUGUGGAAAGUGACAGCCUUCGUGGGAGCAAACAUCGUGACAGCACAGGUUUUCUGGGAAGGCUUGUGGAUGAACUGCAUCCUGCAGAGCACCGCUCACAUGCAGUGCAAAGCGUAUGACUCCAUCCUGGCUCUGACUCAAGAUCUCCAGGCAGCACGAGCAUUGAUCUGUGCCUCUAUCGCUGUCAGUGUGGUUGCCAUUGGACUGUUCGUUGUUGGAGCCGAUUGCACCAACUUUUACAGAGAAGAGCGGCUCAAAAAGACUAACACUGGAAUAGCAGCUGGUGCAGUCUUUAUAGUUGCAGGUGUAAUGUGCCUUAUUGCUGUCAGCUGGUCGGCGUAUGUUAUCAUCGUGGACUUCUAUAAUCCUCAAGCAAUAUCGGGGAGAAAAGGAGAGCUGGGAGCCUCCAUCUAUGUAGGAUGGGUGGCCGGUGUUCUGCUGAUUGUAGGUGGUGGGCUGCUCAUCAGCACAUACUCCAACCGAUGCUGA